This is a messenger RNA of Mya arenaria, 7838 nucleotides long. Its product is annotated as serine/threonine-protein phosphatase 4 regulatory subunit 3A-like. Gene Ontology annotation, biological process: protein dephosphorylation; DNA damage response. Gene Ontology annotation, cellular component: nucleoplasm; protein phosphatase 4 complex. The transcript is spliced from 16 exons. Gene Ontology annotation, molecular function: protein phosphatase activator activity. NCBI's taxonomy places the organism in Eukaryota, Metazoa, Mollusca, Bivalvia, Myida, Myidae. The coding region runs from base 327 to 2855 and encodes 842 amino acids. The record is from RefSeq and is a predicted model, not a curated record.
CAAAAGAAUGGUCGGUGUCUAUUUUUUUACCAUGGCUGUUGAAAUCAAAUUGCAGGGCCAUUUCUUAUUUCACCGAGAUUUUAAUUUUUAGAAUGAUUUUGGUGCAAAAGGGUUACAAAAUAUAUGAUAGGUCGGACUAAAUACACAGGGGAAAAAAAAUAAGGCACCGGCGUCCUGAUCUACAAAGUGGACACCCCAACAAGUUUUAACACAUUCAAGAUGGCGUCCAUUACAGUGUUCUAAUUAGAGACGAAACAAUUGUGUCAAAUACAACGGACGGUUUGAUGCGAUAGAUGGUUUCUAGAACCCGUGAAUAUUCAUAAAUCAUGGCUGACACGAGUACCAGGCGGCGUGUGAAGUUGUACAUGCUGAAUGAAGAUAGGCAAUGGGAUGACAGAGGCACCGGUCAUGUGUCAUCUGCAUAUGUGGAAAGAUUGAAAGGAAUGUCUCUCCUAGUUCGAUCAGAGACUGAUGGAAUCAAGCUAGAGAAAGACUUGGGAGAAGAACAGGGAUCAUUGCUGCUUGAGUCCAGAAUAUUGCCAGACACUGCCUACCAAAAGCAACAGGAGACACUGAUCGUGUGGUCGGAAGGAGAAAACUACGACCUAGCUCUCAGUUUCCAAGAAAAGACCGGAUGUGAUGAAAUCUGGGAAAAAAUCUGCAAUGUUCAAGGGAAGGACCCGUCUGUGGAGAUUACCCAGGAUAUUAUUGAGGAAUCUGAAGAUGAGCGGUUCGAAGAGAUGCCAGAAGUUGCCCACCCCAUCGAUUUGCCAACAUGUGAUCUUGGCAAACUGGCCGAGAUCUCUGAACUGUUCAGCAGUGUGCUGGGUUCGCCGGUGCGGAGAGAAAAACUCGCCACCGCUGUUGAACAGGAUGGAUACAUUCGCAAACUUCUGGACCUCUUUCAUAUGUGCGAGGAUUUAGAAAAUAUACAUGGCCUUCAUUAUUUAUAUGACAUAGUGAAAAGUUUGUUUCUGUUGAACAAAAAUGUACUGUUUGAUAUAAUGUUUCAAGAGGAUACAAUAUUUGACAUAAUCGGUGUGCUAGAAUUUGACCCAUCACAUAUGACUCCUGUAAAACAUAGGGAGUUUCUACAAAAGUCUGCCAAAUUUAAGGAAGUGAUACCAUUCUCAAAUCAGGAACUAGUGAAUAAGAUACAUCAGACAUUUCGAGUACAGUAUAUUCAAGAUGUGAUACUUCCCACCCCCUCUGUGUUUGAUGAAAACAUGAUGUCUUCUCUCACCUCUUUUAUCUACUUCAACAAAGUGGAAAUUGUUAGUAUGGUACAGGAUGAUGAGAAGUUCCUAUUGCAGCUGUUUGCUAGCAUCACAUCUGAGAAGAAGGAUGAAGAUGCACGGAGGGACCUGGUCCUCUUCCUCAAGGAGUUCUGUACAUUUUCACAGAUCCUACAACCACAGAGCAAGGAGUCCUUCUUUAAGACACUAUCAGGGUUUGGCGUGUUACCGGCUAUCGAGUUUAUUCUGCAGCAAGAUGAUGCCAAGAUGAAGUGCGCUGCUAUCGAUAUAUUCUCAUAUGUCGUAGAUUUCAGUCCGUCCAUGGUCCGAGAGUUCAUUGUUAAAGAGGGCCAAUCACAAGAUGAUGAUGACCUUCUAAUCAACCUAGUCAUUGAACAAAUGAUCAACGACCCUGAUCCAGAAAUGGGAGGGGCAGUACAGUUGAUGGGCAUCAUACGUCUGUUGAUUGACCCAGAGAACAUGAUCGCUGUCCUAACAAAAACAGAAAAGACUGAGUUCUUGAGUUUCUUCUACAAGCACAGUAUGCACGUGUUGACGGCUCCUUUGUUUGCAGUUACAGCAGAGGAUAAGCCAAGUAAAGAUGACUUUCAGACAGCUCAGUUACUGAGCCUGAUUCUGGAAUUGCUGUCAUUCUGUGUGGAGCAUCACACAUACAAUAUCAAAAACUACAUCAUCAGCAAAGACCUUCUACGCCGAGUCCUUGUGCUUCUCAGGUCACGACACACAUUCUUGUUGCUAUGUGCCUUACGAUUUAUGAGGAAAAUAAUUGGACUGAAAGAGGAAUUCUACAAUAGAUAUAUAAUCAAAGGGAACUUGUUUAAGCCGGUCGUUGAGGCAUUUAAAGUCAAUGGCAAUAAAUACAAUCUUCUAAACUCUGCCAUGAUUGAGCUGUUUGAGUAUGUUCGCCUGGAGGGCAUAAAGUCAUUAUGCAACCACAUAGUGGAGACACACAUGACCGACCUAGAACACGUGGACUAUGUGAACACAUUUGACUCGCUCAAGGCCACGUACGAGCAGGACCGCGUGAAAGACAAGACGGCCGGCUUUGAGGGGUAUGUCAUUAAUGCAGCUCUAUCACUGCGGAACAACCGAUUUCGGCGUGACCCGCGUGCGAUGGAUGAUGAUGAAGAAAUGUGGUUUGACCAGGAUGACGAUGGUGAUGAUGGCGAGAACAUUGUGCCAAUGUCAGACGUUAUCAGGAGCUCAGACAUGGAGCUCAGUAAACUAAUUGCUGAACCAAGACGAACAGCAAAAGAAGUGGAUGACCUUAAAGACAGUCCACCUCGGAUAAUCAAUAAGACCAAUUCUCCGAUCAACAUAUCCCUCAAGUCGAGCCAAUUAACGAGCCCGCUCAACUCCCCUGAGCGCCCCAACAGCCCGACCAGUCCAAUCUGCCAGUCCCCAAGAACUCCCACAGGCUCAUGCCCCACGCCUGCUUCAUCACCUGUCACUACCCCCUCAGCCAACAAUGCAAUACAUGGAAAACGGCCUGGUAUAGGCCUGGUAGAUUACCCAGAUGAAGAUUCAGACGAGGAAGAGGAAGACGAGACCUCAGAAAACAUCGGACCAUCUCCCAAAAGACAGCGAAUAGCCACCUAAUGAUGCUUCACUACCGUUAGACUCGGUCUUCUCAAUAUAUCUUAGAGGCUGGCGUGCUAAAAUGCUGCCUCCUCAUCAGAAAGCAGGUGCUGGCCAGAUGGUGUAUUAUGAGGAACUAUUUAUUAUAUUUUGUUACAAUAAUAUGGCUGAAUGGAAAAUGUGUAUGGAGCAAAGAUUAAAAGGAAAGGUGCCAGUCACUUGUACAUGUCAGGGAUGGUUAUGUUUGUUAUCUUGUGAUGAAUUAGGCUUUUGAGCGUUAUUCUGUUUUAUUCCCACCUUGAUAAGCUUCUGCUAACCUUGUGAUUUAAAAUUAUGAAUGCUAGGACUUUAUUUCAUUUUCAUUUUUACCUAUUUUGCCAAAUUUUGAGAUGGAAAAAAAAAGUUUCAUCUCUGCAGUAAAAUUUUGUCUCGAACAAAAUCCAAAUUAAUAUUAGACAGGAAUUUUCUCAGAUAAAGAGAUGGAAGCAUCAACUUUAUUUUAAAACUUUGCCAAAAAACCCAAACAGAAUUGAAAUGAAAAUUGUGUCAUUAAACUACAUGUAUGAUGUGAAUAUGUCCUAAAUAUGCACUUGAUAUGGGCUAAAUGAGAUUUAAGACCACCCUUAAUAACUACCUACUUUGUUUCAAAUAGAAUAUUUUGAAAUCAAGUCCACAUGCAUUUGUUUGUCCAGGGUUUUCACAUGACUUGUUAAUCUCUCCAUUGGUUUAACAGUUAUGAACAUUGAUAUCAGGGUGGUUCGGUGUUGUGUCAGUUGUUUCACAAACAUGUUCGUAAAAUCUGUAAUGGUUGAAAGCAUUUAUAAGUGCUGAAUCUCGGUGCUCAAAGCAAAUCAGGCACAGUUAAUUGACAUCAUUGGAUGGUGUAUAUACAUGUAGGUGAAUACAUCUGUAUUGUCUCAAAAUGAUUCAUGUAUUGUAACAAUAAUGAAAUUAAGCUGUUGAAUGUAUUGUCAAUAAUGUUUAAGAUGUUAAAUGGCUAUUAUCUCUGGCUUUUUUUUUGUACAUUUGCUAACAUGGGGAGCCAAAGAAAUGAAUGAAAUUCACUGAACCUUUUUCAGUUAAGUAGAAAAAGUAGAGUUGCCCUUUUCAUACAGUUUCUGUGUUACAAAAGGGUUUUCAAUGGUUGAGAAAGGCCUAUAAAAUUACAUCAUUCGAAAGCUUUUAAAUAAUUUUUGAAAUCGGCUACCAUCUAUGAGCUAUUUUUUUUUGAGAAGUAUAUAAAAUAAACUAUUCUUAUUAUUUGUGUUUCUGGAAAAAGCUUAAAUCAUUUUCAUCCAUUAUUUUGAAAGGAAGAACAUGAAGAUAGUGAAAGGAAUCAAAGGGAGAAUACUAAUAAUGAGGACUGUGAUACAAGUUACAUACAUUUUUAAUUUGCCUUAGUGUUUGAAAUUAUAUGUUUGUCCAAUGGAAUGGCAGUAUUGUUUAAUUUCUGAUAUAUGCUUAUUUUGGAAAACUGUCGGUCAUUAUUGAUAGUAAUUCGGUGAAUCAGUAGAUUAAAAAGCGGCUGUUAGACAAAAUGUAAUCACAAACACUAAACUGGUCGAAGGUUAUAAGUAUGCAUUUACCAAAUAAAUGGUCUAAUUGUCUGCGAUACUUCAGGCCCAUGUAUUUUGGUAAUUGCACAGCUAACAACCUGGAACUGCAUUUCUAUGUUUUGAGGAAGUUCACAAUUGAUGCAUUGAUCAUUUUGCAGUUUGAAGGUUUGACAUGCGUUAUUUAGAAUACAGGAAUGCAAUUUUUGUUACACUAGGAAUUUUUGAAAUCUACCUGAUUCUGUUGGUUUCAUUUUCAUUCACUCAUCAUCAUUGAUCUUCAUCGAUAGAAUAUUUCAUAAAUUAACAAAUGCAGCCAGCACUGAGUAAAUAAUAGAAAUAUGCUUUAUAUGAAGAAUGAUGGAAUAAUGAACAACAUUACGGUAUGCUAACAGCAACUCACAUUAUUAUGCUAGGUUCAGAGAGCAAGACUUCAUAUUUUAAUGGGUAUGUCCCAUACAUGUUCACAAAGCAGUUUGUUUAACAUGAUGUUCAAAAUGUGAUCUCAGUUUCCCCAUUCAGUAGUCGUCAUUCACAUUUCCAAUUAUAUACAUGUAUAUACCAAUAGCUUUUGUACUUAACAUUUCUAUGUUCAUAUGACAUGGUUUGAAGAUUUCAUGAUGUUAUUGCAAAAAAUUGCCACAUUGAUGUUUGCAUAUACAAGUAUUUCAUACUUUCUAUUAUUAACUCCUUUUGUUUAAUUCUCAAUUUUAAUAGUCUAUUUUUUUAAGUUUGAUAAUAAAAAAAGCUCAUAAGAUGAAAAAUAAUGAUAUUGUAGGCAGAAAAAACUCAAAUCCUAUAUUGUUUAAAGUUCAGUCAAAUAAUUCCAAGUGAUUUUAAUGUGUUGAGUGUUGUUGCAUCAAAGAACUGAAAAAAUAAUAUGAAGGUUAUUAAUGUUUAAUGGUUACACUAUAUGAGUAUGUCUUAGUAUUUUUUUACUUGGUAGGAUUAAGACUUGCAUGUAUCAUGCUUUUGUUAAAUUGUAGCAAUAGGCUUCUGCAUAUUUAACCCAGAGUGAUGUAUAAUCUAAAAGUUAACUGUAGAGAGAUGUGAUUUAUAUGUUAUUUAUACAUGUAGGUAUUAGGUAUAAUUGCUUUGAUCUGUUUAGAUUCAAUAUAUCAUUGAUAUGCUCUGGCCUGAUAAGUUAAAACAGAAGCCAAUAGGGAAAUUGCAGAAGUGACAAUUCCAAUAUAUAUAAUGUUGACAAUGUCAUACUAAUUUUUGAAAAGUAUUGGUAGAUAUUCCUGUUAAUAUUGAAGUUAAAAUCCAGUGAUCAAAAUCAAAGUGAGCAAAGCCUGCCAGUACGAAGAAAGCCCUUUCGUCUGAAAAAAAACUAGGUUUUGUUUCAUCUUUAUAUAGCUGGGCUUGUAGGCUGUAAUCUGCUGAUUAUAUGAACAUUAGCAUUCGGGCUUGCUCAAGGAAAGAUUAAUUUUGAUGACUUCUAUGUCAGGGAUUUACCAAAUCAAUCUCAAUUGAUCCGAUAAAUAUGUAUGUAUGAUAGAAUAAAUUCUUCUGAAUGAUAGGAUAUUUUUGUGUACAGUCAGUCUCACUGUUGUCAUGACGGGGUCAUCUUCCAAUACGAGUGUGCUGCAGCCAAUUGCAUAAAACUGAUUCAAUUCUUUGGUCGAAGUAAGCCAAAAUGUUAUUUGAUUGGUCAAUAUUUAUUCAAUUAUAACUUUUUAACGAAUCCAAUCAUUUGAAUAUGCCAAGUAGCCAAAAGAUAACCUGUGGACAAUUUGUCCAAGUUUUAUACAUUUGGCUGUGAAGAUCACAUGAAAUCACCAAAUUUAAGAAAGUGCUUAUUUAGUGUAUAUAAGGUGCUGAUUUGAUUUUCAGAUGUUAGAUCAUAUGAAAACAAAUGAAGCAAGUUAUCAUAUUUGCCAGUUCAAUAAUGAAAAAUGCAGUCCAGUGUCAUAAUCAGAUUGUUUUUGCGAAAUGGCAACCAUUUUUAGCCAAAAACGGGGGUUUGUUAUCACCAUUGUGAAAUACUAUAACCUGGGCCAUAACGUAACUCCAGUUUUUGGCCUAAGUAAACUAAUAAUAUCAGAAUAAUAUUUAUCGUCUACAUUCUGCCUGUAGCAGCGUAUCAUUCACAACUUAAAUAUCUUUUGAAACCGGCCCUGGCUUUUAUAUUUGUUGAGUUAUUCUAAUUUGUUUGACAUUAAAAAAUGUUGAGCCUUUAGAGUUUGCUCUGUGGCGCUCUUGUUAAAAGUAGGUUUAGUAUGAGAAAAUUCACUCUCAUUAUCAGCUCAUCUCUCAUUGUAAAUGUCCAUUUUUAAAGUUUAUCAUGUACAUGUAUGAAAAUUUUAACUUUGUAUAUAAGAACAAUUGUAAUGUAUUGUAAAAAAGAGGUACAUGUAUUUGUGUUGAAAUGAAUUUUAGUUUUUGGUAUGAUAUAGAGAAACUUUGUUAUAAGUUUAGUUGUAUGAAUCAAAAGCAUACUUGCAGCAUAAUAAAUAUUGAAAUAAAGACAUAACAUACAAACUGUUGCACAAGUUAAAAAGAUGCAUUUGUGCCCCACAAAAAUGUAACAAUAAGUGUUGAUUAAAGUUCAGUAUAUUUUUUUGAUGUGUUAUAACAAUCUGUAAAGUUACCAUAAUAUAACUAAUUGUACUAUUUCCUAUUAACGAAAUAGAGCAUUUUUUGGUUUCAACUCAUGUAAAUUAAGACAUAGUUUAAAAAACAUAGGGCACAUAUUUUUUGCAGUAUGAGUUUUAUUACUCUGACCUUUUGUAAAUAGGCAUAUCUAAAGCCCAUUUCAAUGACGUAAUUUUCAUUAACAUGUAUAUAGAUAUAAUAUUCUACUUCUAGAAGUACACGUAUGUUUGUAUAUAUAACAAAUAUGAAAAUUGCAAUUGACCUUUUAUAAAAUGUGCUGGAAAGCACCUGGUCAGAGUAAUACAACUUUUCGUUUUGUCUUGUUUAAAAUACGGGCUGGCCCCAUUGUGUCUUUGUCAAACAAAAUAAUUGAAGAAACCAAGUUCAGUGUUCUUCAUGUUUAAAACAAAUCUGCCUUGACUGGUUAUUCUAUUGAGGAUGGAUUAAUGGCCCUGUUGAUAACAUUUCCGUUUUCACGCUGGAAAUGCUUUGGAAUGGCUCAUAGCGUUUUAAUGUUUUAAAAAGCACCCAGGCAACUUUCCAAGAUAUAUUUUUGUAUCAGGUCUCAGUUUUAACUGAAAGUGUAUCUAUAUUUAUAGACAAAACUGUAUUUGACUGUUUUUAAACAAUCUGCUCAUUCCAGAAAAACUUGCACAUGUGUAAAUGCCAUAACAUACAUUGUACCAUUGCGACUUAUGUUGUGAAAUCAAAUUUUAUAUUUUCAUUUGCUUGUUUGUAGUUAUAUACUUGAUUGCUCAGUAUAGUUAUGAGUAACCAGUAAUAUGUUGAACGAAUGUCUUUAUCAUGUACAAAAUUAUCAUCCACAAACGAAAAUUAAAAAUAUGAAAUGAUA